AUGUGGGGACACACGCAGGGCACACCCACGGUGAACCAGGGGAACAUGCCAGGCAUCCAGAGCACCUUCCUGGCCAUGGACACGGAGGAGGGCGUGGAGGUGGUUUGGAACGAGCUGCUCUUCACUGACAAGAAGGCCUUCAAAGCACACGAGGAGAAGAUCAAGACCAUGUUUGAGCAGCUGGUGCUGGUGGAUCACCCCAACAUUGUCAAGCUCCACAAGUACUGGCUGGAUGUGAAGGACUUGAAGGCACGGGUCAUCUUCAUCACAGAGUAUGUGUCCUCAGGGAGCCUGAAGCAGUUCCUGAAGAAAACAAAGAAAAACCACAAGGCCAUGAAUGCAAGGGCCUGGAAACGCUGGUGCACCCAGAUCCUCUCUGCUCUCAGGUAAGCUCUGCACCCCCUGCCCCGGCCCCCCUGCUGCUCUGGGGGUGCUGACACACCCCGAAUCCCCCCACCCAAACUUGGGGUGCCCCCCUGUGCCGGGGGGGCCGCGGUGCUGAAGGUUCCCCCCCCAGCCCUGCCCGACGACCUGCGCAGCCCCAUCAGGAUCGAGAGGGAGGAGCAGCGCAACCUGCACUUCUUCCCCCCGGAGUACGGCUAGCGGGCUGACGGGACAGCUGUGGACAUCUUCUCCUUCGGGAUGUGUGCGCUGGAGAUGGCCGUGCUGGAGAUCCAGACCAAUGGGGACACGCGGGUCUCGGAGGAGGCCAUCAUGAGGGCACGACAUUCCCUGGAUGAUCCCAACAUGCGGGAGUUCAUCCUGUCCUGCUUGACCCUCAACCCGGACAAGCGACCCACGGCCAACAACCUGCUGUUCCACCGGGUGCUGUUCGAGGUGCACUCCCUCAAGCUGCUGGCUGCUCACUGCUUCAUCAACCACCAGUAUCUGAUGCCAGAGAAUGUGGUGGAAGAGAAGAUAAAGGAGCUGGACCUGAACAUGGUGAUGGCAGAGAUACGGAGAGGGGGCCAGCCUGGAGCACAGUGGAGGUACUCAGAGGUUUCCUUCCUUGAACUCGACAAGUUCUUAGAAGAUGUCAGGAAUGGGAUUUAUCCUCUGAUGAACUUCGCCGUUUCCAGACCUCACGCCCUCCCACGUGCCCUCUCCCAGCCCCCAGAGGACCCUCAGAAAGCCAAGACUCCCACCCCAGAGCCCUUUGAUGUGGAGACCAGGAAGGUGGUGCAGAUGCAGUGUAACAUGGAGCUGAACGAGGACAAGACCCAGUGGCACCUCACCCUGCUGCUGAUCCUGGAGGACAAGCUGCACCGACAGCUCAGCUACGACCUGCUGCCCACUGAUAACUCCAAGGACUUGGCCACAGAGCUGGUGCACUAUGGCUUCAUCCAUGAGGACGACUGUGAGAAGCUGGCCAACUUCCUGGAGAGUGCCUUCCACAAGCACCGCUCCCCGCCCGUGUGA
This is a messenger RNA of Chaetura pelagica (chimney swift), 1419 nucleotides long. RefSeq names its product nuclear receptor binding protein 2 (gene NRBP2). The record is from RefSeq and is a predicted model, not a curated record. Gene Ontology annotation, cellular component: endomembrane system; cytoplasm. The transcript is spliced from 16 exons. Lineage: Eukaryota; Metazoa; Chordata; Aves; Apodiformes; Apodidae. Gene Ontology annotation, biological process: endoplasmic reticulum to Golgi vesicle-mediated transport; protein phosphorylation; intracellular signal transduction. Gene Ontology annotation, molecular function: ATP binding; protein serine/threonine kinase activity.